UGUUUCAUUUCACGUGAGGAGUUCAUUCACAAUGCGUCUUAGCGCAGAUUUAGUCGCGGUUUUAGUUUUAGUCACCGCCCUCGUGUCUUCUGCGGGAUCUCGAGAAAUUUCGUCGUUUCUGAAGAUAUGUCACCGCAACGAUCCGAAUCUGAACGAGUGCGUAAGACGAAGCGUGGACUCGUUAAGACCGUAUUUGAAGACGGGUAUUGCGGAGCUGCACAUACCGUCAUGCGAGCCGCUUCACGUGCCGCGGAUCGAGAUCAAUCAAAUGUCCGGUCCGAUUUCCAUCGAGGCGGUGUACACCGACAUCGAGAUUCAAGGUGGAACGAAUUUCAUCUUGAAGAACAUUAAAAUUGACGUCGAUCGGAACCUCAUCAAAUUGAAACUGUACCUGCCGCGUCUCGAAAUGACCUCGCGAUACAACAUGCACGGGAAGAUCCUGAUGUUGCCUGUAAGAGGGAACGGGGAGGCGUGCGGAAAUUUCACAAACAUCGACGCUCUGGUCACCGUUCAGGCCGAGCGUUACGAGUCCCGAAAAACCGGCAAGACCCAUUUGCGCGUGACCGAAUUCUAUAUGGACUUCGAGGUUGGACACGCGAAUGUCAAGCUGAACGAUCUGUUCAACGGCGACGGCACUUUGUCCACCGCCUUGAAUCUGUUUCUGAACAACAACUGGAAGAUUGUGCUGGCCGAAAUCAAACCAGUUCUCGAAGAAACGGUUUCAGAACUCUUCAAGACGUUCGCGAACAAGAUCUACGCCAAGUUCCCACUGGACACGUUGCUGCCGCCGUGAAUACAUUGUGCGUGCUGUAUAUAUAUAAUUUUUUAUUUAUUUUUAUACUGGCGUUUGUUUUAUCUUAUGUCUAUUUUUUGUUUGUCUACGUGAAAGAAUUGAAUGAGAUACCGAUAAUAAAGAACUUGCCCGAGUCGAAAUUUAGCGUCUACAUCGAACCUUAAUUUUUGAGAAAAAAGGAAAUUUCGGACUUAUA
Messenger RNA from Pseudomyrmex gracilis, 989 nucleotides. RefSeq names its product protein takeout-like. The record is from RefSeq and is a predicted model, not a curated record. The transcript has 3 exons. Lineage: Eukaryota; Metazoa; Arthropoda; Insecta; Hymenoptera; Formicidae. Bases 32 to 793 code for a protein of 253 amino acids.